This is a messenger RNA of Lactuca saligna, 974 nucleotides long. The record is from the annotation of a GenBank genome assembly. NCBI's taxonomy places the organism in Eukaryota, Viridiplantae, Streptophyta, Magnoliopsida, Asterales, Asteraceae.
CACGUCACAGAAAAUAACCAAUCAGCAUAGAGCUCGAGGAUCGAUGACUGUUUCAAACCAUCACAGAGCCGUUGCAGACUUGAACCCUACGUUUCAUCCCUUCGUAUAUAUAUUACACAAACACUUCUUUAACAAUUAGAUUUUCCCCAAUUUGAAACCCUAGCCUCCCAAAUCUCUCCAAUCUUCAAAUCCUUCUUCCAAUUAGUUUUUGUUUGAAUCUGAAUCACAAUGGCUCGUACAAAGCAGACUGCUCGUAAAUCCACCGGUGGAAAAGCUCCACGAAAGCAACUUGCUACUAAGGCUGCCAGGAAAUCCGCACCAACAACCGGAGGAGUGAAGAAGCCUCAUCGUUACCGCCCUGGAACCGUCGCUCUCCGUGAGAUCCGCAAGUACCAGAAGAGCACAGAGCUUCUUAUCCGCAAGUUGCCGUUCCAAAGGCUUGUUCGUGAAAUCGCUCAGGAUUUCAAGACUGAUCUGAGGUUCCAGAGCCACGCUGUGUUGGCCCUUCAAGAGGCAGCUGAAGCUUACCUUGUUGGUCUCUUCGAGGACACCAACUUGUGUGCCAUUCAUGCCAAGAGGGUUACCAUCAUGCCCAAAGAUAUCCAGUUGGCCAGGCGUAUCCGAGGUGAACGUGCUUAGUUUGCCUUUCGUUAAGUAGAAGUUGUGUUUGGAAUUUUCUUUUUGUCGUAUGGGUGUAUGCAAUCUUUACAUACCAAACCUAUAUUUCUUUAUUAUGUUGUCGUUAGGGAGUUGGUUUAAAAGAACGUAUUAGUUUGGGAUAUGUAAAUUCUCUAUACAUUGGUUAUUGGUAUGGUGUUAUAUCUUCUAUGUUCUUAUCGUAUUUACCAUGUGAAUUUGGUAAUGGAAGUGUUUUGUGGUUGAUUGUAUAAAGCAGAUUUCCGUGGUAGCAUUAAUUGUAAUGUUUAAUCUUUACAAGGCCCCUUUUUCGGCGACAUUUUCUACGUCAAGAGCAC